UCAAUGACUUUACAGGAGAACUACAUAUCGUCAAUGGAGAAACAAAACACGUUGGAACAUAUUCUUAUGCUUCGCAAGAUCCGUGGAUAUUUCCUGCUACUAUUCGCCAGAAUAUAUUAUUUGGAUCCGAAUACGACAAAGAGAGGUAUAACGAGGUCAUACGUGUGUGCGACUUAGAGACAGACUUCGAUCAUUUUCCUGAUGGAGACAAUUCUCUUUUGGGAGAUUCUGGGGCAUCUUUAAGCGGAGGUCAGAAAGCAAGGAUCAGUUUGGCAAGAGCGAUAUAUAAGGAAGCGGAAAUAUACCUACUCGAUGAUCCACUUUCUGCUGUCGACGUCCACGUAGCAAAGAAGUUAUAUGAGAGUUGUAUCAACGGAUUUCUCAAAUACAAAACAAGGAUAUUAGUGACCCAUCAAGUUCACUAUUUGAAAAAUGCUGACAACAUCAUUAUUCUGAAAGAAGGCCGUAUUGAAAGUCGUGGAACAUAUGAGGACUUAUCCCAAGAUAAUCUGUCAUAUGCAAAAUUUCUUUUCACUCAUAAAGAUACUUCUGACAACAAAACCCUGUCGAAUGAUGAAAGAGGCAUUCAAAAAAACAUUUUGACGAAGAAUGGCGGAGAAGAAGAUAGAAGGAACUUUGAAUUACCAAAAAAUGUUAUACCUGGAAAUAAAAACAAAAUUGAGAAUGACAUGAAUAGAGGAAAAGCCAGAGGAUCUCUCCUUUAUCACUAUAUUUCAUCAGGUAUGAAAUCUUAUCAAAUGAUAUUUCUUUUCCUCUUGAUGUGUGUUGCACAAGGAUCAAACAACAUGCUAGACUGGUUCGUGACUUUCUGGACAAAUGUAGAGGAAAAUAAAAAUGUAGGUCAGAACGAUUUUCCAAUGUACUACAAGAAUUGGGCUACUGAAACAUACAUUUAUAUCUACGGAGGAAUUGCAACAUUUUGCUUGAUCACUACCUUAUCCAGAUCUAUUUUGUUUCAUAGAUUUCUCUUGAGUUGUUCAUCUAAUCUACAUACAUCAGUUUUCGAAAGCAUCAUUCACACCAGUUUGAGAUUCUUUGAAGCCAAUCCUGCAGGAAAGAUUCUGAACCGUUUAUCCAAAGACAUCAAUGUAAUUGAUGAAACUUUACCCAAAAUAUUAUUCAAUGCAUCCAGGAUAUUUCUCAAAAUGGUUGGGCAUUUGGUGAUAGUGAUGUACGUUAAUCCUUUCAUUAUAAUAUUAGUUGCAAUUCUUGGAUUUGUUUUCACCCGUAUCAGAAAUAUUUACUUGAAAACAUCUACAUGCCUCAAGAGACUUGAAGCAAAAAAUUUGAGUCCAGUUUUCACACAUCUCACCUCAACAAUGCAAGGUUUAACAACAAUUAGAGCUCACAAAGCUGAAGAUAUUUUGAAGGAGGAAUUUGAUAGACACCAAGACAAUCAUACGUGUGCCUGGUUCAUGUUGAUUUCAACGAGUUCAGCAUUUGGAUUUGCUUUAGACCUAAUAUGUCACACGUUCAUAUGUUCACUAAUUUUUGGUCUACUAAGUUUAUCUGAUUGUGAGUAAAAAGCAAAUGAAAACA
Molecule: messenger RNA, 1560 nt
Organism: Leptinotarsa decemlineata (Colorado potato beetle)
Lineage: Eukaryota; Metazoa; Arthropoda; Insecta; Coleoptera; Chrysomelidae
Product: ATP-binding cassette sub-family C member 4
Biological process (GO): transmembrane transport
Cellular component (GO): membrane
Molecular function (GO): ABC-type transporter activity; ATP hydrolysis activity; ATP binding
Source: RefSeq, a predicted model, not a curated record